Myiozetetes cayanensis is the source of this 1485-nucleotide messenger RNA. RefSeq names its product zinc finger protein 239-like. The transcript is spliced from 3 exons. Gene Ontology annotation, molecular function: DNA-binding transcription factor activity, RNA polymerase II-specific; RNA polymerase II cis-regulatory region sequence-specific DNA binding. Gene Ontology annotation, biological process: central nervous system development; regulation of transcription by RNA polymerase II. Gene Ontology annotation, cellular component: nucleus. NCBI's taxonomy places the organism in Eukaryota, Metazoa, Chordata, Aves, Passeriformes, Tyrannidae. The record is from RefSeq and is a predicted model, not a curated record. The coding region runs from base 143 to 1033 and encodes 296 amino acids.
AGAAGUGGAAGGCAGAGGUGGUGCUGAGGCAGGAGAGCCCCAUGCUGGGGAAGAGGCUGAGCUGGGAGUGCCCAGCAGCGAGAAGGUGCUGUGUCCAUGGCCUGUGUGCCAGCAGGAUUUGUCCUUCCCAAAGUUUGGGAGGAUGAAGGAGGAGAGGAAAAAAACGUGGGCCCCUCAGGCAGGCCCCGAGCUGAGGACGGAGAGCACGGAGGACAAAUCCCCCCGGCAGAGCCUGGUGGGAGAGGCCGUUUUGAAGGGCUCCCCAGCACAGGAAGGCAGUGGGGAGGAAAAGGCCCGGAGAUGCCCCCGGAGGAGGGGCUGCAAAGCCAGCCCAGGGAGCUGUGAGGAGGAAAGACCCAUCCUGUGCUGGGAAGGCGGCUGGAGCUUGAGCCGGAGCUCCAACCUGGAGGUCCCUGAGCAGCCUCCCAGCAGGGAGAAGCCCUUCAGGUGCUUGGAAUGUGGGAAGAACUUCAGAAAGAGCUCCAACAUGAUCCGACACCAGCACAUCAACACUGGGGCACGGCCCUACUCAUGUAAGGAAUGUGGGAAGAGGUUUCAGAGCAGAUCACACCUCCUCAUUCAUGAGAAGACACACACGGGGGAGAGGCCCUUCCUCUGCACUGACUGCAGGAAGGGCUUCAAGUUGAACUCCCACCUUGUCACCCACCGGCGCAUCCACACCAGAGAGAGGCCCUACAAGUGUGGGGAGUGUGGGAAGAGCUUCAACCAGAUCUGCACCUUGAUGCGACAUCAGAACAUUCACACUGUGGAACGGCCCUACCAGUGCUUGGAAUGUGGGAAGAGGUUUAGGGGCAGCUCAGAUCUCCUCGUGCAUGAGCAGACACACACAGGGGAGAGGCCCUUCCGCUGCACUGACUGCGGGAAGGGCUUCAACCAGAACUCCACCCUCAUCAGGCACCGGCGCAUCCACACCGGAGAGAGGCCCUACAAGUGUGGGGAGUGUGGGAAGAGCUUCACCCACAGCUCCCACCUGACCAGACACCAACGGACCCAUCGGAAAGGAAGGUGCUAGGAGUGCCCCGACUGCAGGAAGAGCUUCGGCCACUGCUCCCACCUCAAAUGACGCCCCUGAUGGUGAGGCAGCCCCUGGAGUCCAGUGACUGUCAGUCCAUCCCUUUCUACCAGAAAGGACCAGUCCCCUUUGCCAGGGGCAGGUUGUGCCAACAGAACCCUUCUUGGGGGGAGUGUGGAGAUUCCUGCCUUGGCUGGGACCCCCCAAGGUCACUGCUGGAGGUUGAGAGCAGAGAUCUCCCCACGAGCGUUGGUCCGGGGGAGUUCCAUCCCUCUCUACUUCAUAAUUCUUGCUUUGGUGCCAGCUUGAGUAGAAUUGCUUCAACAAUUGGUUUAGUGUAGAACACUGUCCUAUCUUAUGCUGUACUACUGGUAGUUUUAGUGUUUCUAUUGUGCAGGAAAUAAUUCUGAUGAAGAUCUUUUGUCUGAUCAUUUGUUACCCUAAAUAAUUAA